AAGAACCCAACCGAACAGGGCAACAAGCUAGUUAGCUAAGCACGGACAGUGUUCUGGUGUCCUAUAUAUACACACACAAAGACACACAAUUUGCUCUAUUAGUAAAAUUAGGGUUUCAUUCAUCACCACCCCCAAAUCUAAUUUAUUACAACUACUCAAGCAAUUCACCCUCAAAACCCUCGAUUCACUAGAACGAGUUCACUCAGUUGAACGCAAAACCCUCCGCCAUGCCGAUCAUUACCGUAUAAAACCCUAAUUUAUACUCACACAAAAACUAGGGUUUGUAAUUAGGGUUUGUGUCAAGAUGAGUCCGAUUCAGAAUUUCGAGCAGCACUCUCGUCACCUCGUCGAACCUGACCUCGCGAUUCAAAUGAGGCUACAGAUGGCGAUGGAGGUUCGAGAUAGUUUAGAGAUUACGCAUACAGGGGAGUACUUGAAUUUUCUUAAGUGUUACUUUAGAGCGUUCUCGGUGAUACUAUAUCAAAUUACUAAGCCACAGUUUACUGAUAAUCCUGAGCAUAAACUUAGAAAUGUAGUUGUAGAGAUAUUGAAUCGUCUUCCGCACAGUGAAGUGCUGCGCCCGUUUGUUCAGGACCUUUUGAAAGUGGCAAUGCAUGUGCUUACGACCGAUAAUGAAGAAAAUGGGUUGAUAUGUAUACGUAUUAUUUUUGAUCUUUUGAGGAACUUUAGGCCGACUUUGGAGAAUGAAGUUCAGCCCUUUCUGGAUUUUGUGUGUAAGAUUUACCAGAACUUUAGGUUGACUGUUACCCAUUUUUUCGAGAGUGGGGCAGUACCACCCCCUGCGCCAGCAAUAUCGGGUUCAAAUUCUACUACUUCUGCAUUGUCUACUAUUGAAGAUGUCAAGCCGCUAGCUAUGGAUAUAUCGGAUCAAAUGAGUCCUACGGCUGGGGCAGGUCAACUUAAUCCAAGUACUCGGUCUUUUAAGAUUGUUACGGAGAGUCCAUUGGUAGUUAUGUUUUUAUUCCAGCUGUACAGCAGACUAGUUCAGAUCAACAUUCCCCAUCUGCUGCCUCAGAUGGUUGCGGCGAUAUCCAUCCCUGGUCCUGAAAAGGUUCCACCCCAUUUGAAGGGCCACUUUGUUGAGCUUAAGGGAGCACAAGUUAAGACGGUCUCCUUCCUAACUUAUCUGUUAAAGAGUUUUGCUGAUUGGAUUAGACCUCAUGAAGAAAGUAUAUGCAAAAGCAUUGUCAACUUGCUUGUGACAUGUUCAGACUCUGUUUCUAUUCGAAAAGAACUGCUCGUAGCAUUGAAGCACGUGCUUGGGACUGAUUUUAAGAGGGGGUUGUUUCCUCUCAUCGACACACUCUUGGAAGAAAGAGUCCUGGUGGGAACUGGCCGAGCUUGUUUUGAAACAUUAAGGCCACUGGCUUAUAGUCUUCUGGCAGAAAUUGUUCAUCAUGUCAGGGGUGACUUAUCCUUGUCACAGUUGUCGCGAAUUAUAUACCUCUUCUCAAGUAACAUGCAUGAUGCGUCAUUAUCACUUAGCAUUCACACUACCUGCGCGCGCCUUAUGUUAAAUCUGGUGGAGCCUAUUUUUGAGAAAGGUGUCGACUUGCCUUCUAUGGAUGAAGCACGGAUAUUGUUGGGACGAAUUCUGGAUGCGUUUGUUGGCAAGUUCAGCACUUUCAAACGAACUAUUCCUCAGCUACUGGAGGAGGGGGAGGAAGGCAAAGAUCAAGUAACACUUAGGUCAAAGCUUGAACUUCCUGUGCAGGCUGUUCUUAAUCUGCAGGUUCCGGUUGAGCAUUCCAAGGAAGUUAGUGAUUGUAAGCAUUUGAUUAAAACACUGGUUAUGGGAAUGAAGACUAUCAUAUGGAGUAUCACUCAUGCACAUUUACCCCGAUCACAGGUUUCACCAUCCAUACACGGGACACCUCCACAACCUCCACAGGCUAAUUUGUCAAUCCCACAGCCAUUUAAGGGGAUGAGAGAAGACGAGGUGUGGAAAGCAUCUGGUGUUCUAAAGAGUGGCGUGCAUUGCUUAGCUUUGUUUAAGGAAAAAGAUGAAGAGAGGGAAAUGGUCCAUCUCUUCUCUCAGAUUUUGGCUAUAAUGGAACCUCGUGAUCUUAUGGAUAUGUUCUCUUUAUGUAUGCCGGAACUCUUUGAGUGCAUGAUAUCCAACACUCAGUUAGUCCACAUAUUCUCUACGCUUCUACAAGCUCCUAAGGUUUUUAGGCCUUUCGCAGAUGUUUUGGUUAAUUUUCUUGUGAGCAGCAAACUUGAUGUUCUUAAGCAUCCAGAUUCCCCUGCAGCGAAACUUGUUUUGCAUCUUUUCCGUUUUCUGUUUGGUGCUGUUGCGAAGGCUCCAUCAGAUUGUGAACGAAUUUUGCAGCCUCAUGUGCCUGUUAUAAUGGAAACUUGCAUGAAAAAUGCUGCGGAAGUUGAGAGGCCCCUUGGUUAUCUGCAACUACUUCGUACAAUGUUUCGUGCACUUGGAGGCGGAAAGUUUGAACUUCUUCUUCGGGAUUUGAUACCUACACUGCAACCAUGCUUGAAUAUGCUAUUGGCUAUGCUUGAAGGCCCUGUUGGUGAAGAUAUGAGGGAUCUUCUGCUGGAACUUUGCUUGACCCUUCCUGCACGCCUAAGCUCUUUGCUCCCACACCUACCCCGUCUUAUGAAGCCUUUAGUUAUGUGUCUCAAUGGAAGUGGCGACCUUGUGAGUCUGGGUUUGAGGACGCUUGAGUUUUGGAUAGACAGUUUGAAUCCUGAUUUCUUGGAACCAAGUAUGGCCAGUGUUAUGUCUGAGGUGAAUCUGGCACUAUGGUCUCACUUGAGACCAGCUCCCUAUCUUUGGGGUGGGAAAUCCUUGCAAUUACUCGGCAAGUUAGGUGGUCGUAACAGACGCUUUCUAAAGGAACCUUUGGCCCUUGAGUGCAAGGAAAACCCGGAGCAUGGACUUCGAUUGAUCCUUACAUUUCAGCCCUCAACACCAUUUUUGGUACCUCUGGAUCGUUGUAUAAAUCUUGCUGUUACAGCUGUUAUGCACAAGAACAAUGGCGUGGAUGCUUUCUACCGGAAACAAGCUCUAAAAUUUCUCCGUGUGUGCUUGUCUUCUCAGCUUAAUUUGCCAGGGAAUAUUGUUGAUGAGAGUUUUACAUGCGGGCAUCUGUCGACUAUAUUGAACUCUACAGUUGAUUUAAGAGGAACUGAGACGCCAGAUAUAAAGGCUGACUUGGGUGUAAAGACAAAGACCCAACUUAUGGCGGAGAAGUCUGUUUUCAAGAUUCUUCUGAUGACUAUCAUUGCCACAAGUUCAGAACCUGAGUUACAUGAUCCCAAGGAUGAAUCUGUUGUCAAUAUAUGCCGCCAUUUUGCAAUCCUUUUUCACAUAGAAAAUGCCUCAGCCAGUACCUCUAGUUCUUCAGCCACACUUGGCGGUUCUUUGCUAUCAUCAAGCUCAAAAUUAAGGAACAAUACUUCUACUAAUUUAAAGGAGCUUGAUCCAAUGAUAUUUUUGGAUGCGUUAGUGGAGGUGCUAGCAGAUGAAAAUAGGACACAUGCUAAAGCUGCUCUUGCUGCACUGAACAUCUUUGCUGAGACCCUUCUGUUUCUUGCACGCUCAAAACACAAUGACACACUUUUGUCAAGAGGUGGCCCAGGAACUCCUAUGAUUGUCUCUAGUCCAUCCAUGAGUCCUGUUUAUUCCCCGCCUGCAAGCAUCCGUAUCCCUGUGUUUGAGCAACUUCUACCUCGUCUUUUGCAUUGUUGCUAUGGAAGUACAUGGCAAGCACAGAUUGGAGGAGUGAUGGGGCUCGGUGCUUUGGUUGGAAAGGUCACUGUAGAAACUUUGUGCAUAUUUCAGGUGAGGGUUAUUCGAGGGCUCGUAUAUGUUCUUAAACGGCUUCCUGUAUUUGCUACCAAAGAGCAGGAAGAGACUAGUCAGGUCCUAACCCAAGUUCUUCGUGUGGUCAAUAAUGUUGAUGAAGCAAACAGUGAAGCACGAAGACAAAGUUUUCAAGGAGUUGUAGAAUUUCUUGCAUCAGAAUUAUUCAAUGCCAAUGCGUCACUGAAUGUAAGGAAGAUUGUACAGUCAUGUUUGGCUCUUUUGGCGAGUAGAACUGGUAGUGAGGUUUCUGAAUUGCUUGAGCCUCUGUACCAGCCUUUGCUACAGCCUCUUAUUGUUCGUUCUCUACGAGCAAAGACUGUCGAUCAGCAGGUUGGAACAGUUACUGCUUUAAAUUUUUGCUUGGCCUUGAGGCCUCCGCUGCUUAAGUUGACGCAAGAACUAGUAAGUUUUCUGCAAGAUGCACUACAAAUAGCCGAGGCUGAUGAAUCUGUGUGGGUUGUGAAGUUUAUGAACCCAAAAGUGGUCACAUCAUUGAACAAACUUCGUACUGCAUGCAUUGAGCUGUUAUGUACUGCUAUGGCUUGGGCAGAUUUUAAGACACAAAACCAUUCGGAAUUGCGGGCAAAAGUUAUAUCAAUGUUUUUUAAGUCUUUGACGAGCAGGACACCGGAAAUUGUAGCUGUUGCUAAAGAGGGCCUAAGACAGGUUAUUUUGCAGCAAAGGAUGCCCAAGGAGCUUUUACAGAGUAGCCUACGGCCUAUAUUAGUUAACUUGGCACAUACCAAGAAUCUUAGUAUGCCUCUUUUGCAAGGUCUGGCCCGCCUACUUGAGCUCCUGUCCAACUGGUUUAACGUUACCUUGGGAGGCAAAUUGUUGGAGCACCUUAAGAAAUGGUUAGAACCUGAAAAGCUUGCACAGUGCCAAAAAUCGUGGAAGCCUGGUGAAGAGCCAAAGAUAGCAGCUGCUAUUAUCGAGCUCUUUCAUCUUCUUCCUAACGCAGCAGGGAAAUUUCUUGAUGAACUUGUAACAUUGACCAUUGAUUUAGAGACUGCACUCCCCCCAGGACAGUUUUAUAGUGAGAUUAAUAGUCCGUACCGUCUUCCGCUUACUAAAUUUUUAAACAAGUAUCCUACUGCUGGCGUUGACUAUUUCCUUGCUCGUCUGAACCAGCCAAAAUAUUUCCGGAGAUUUAUGUACAUAAUCCGAUCAGAUGCUGGUCAACCUUUGAGGGAAGAACUUGCCAAGUCUCCAGAUAAAAUACUUGCAAAUGCCUUUUCUGAAUUUCUGCCAAAGUCUGAGGCAUCAGCAGCUCAGGCCACCUUCGCAUCAUCCUCAGUCGGCGACGAGGCCCUUGUUGCUCCUCCACCUGAACCAUCUAACCAGACAACUGCACCUCCUGCAGGGACGACGGAUGCUUAUUUUCAAGGACUUGCUCUAGUAAAAACAUUGGUCAAGUUAAUGCCAGGAUGGCUGCACAGUAAUCGUGCUGUUUUUGACAUAUUAGUUCUUUUGUGGAAGUCACCUGCAAGAAUAGCUCGUUUACAGAAUGAGCAGGAACUGAACUUGGUGCAAGUGAAAGAAAGCAAAUGGCUAGUCAAAUGUUUCCUGAAUUACCUGCGCAAUGAUAAAACUGAAGUCAAUGUGCUAUUUGAUAUUCUAUCCAUCUUCUUGUUUCAUACCCGCAUUGAUUUCACUUUCCUCAAGGAGUUUUAUAUUAUUGAGGUGGCUGAAGGAUAUGAAACAAAUAUGAAGAAAACUCUCCUGCUGCAUUUUUUGGACAUUUUUCAGUCAAAGCAACUAGGCCAUGAUCAUUUGGUGGUUAUAAUGCAAAUGCUCAUUCUUCCUAUGUUAGCUCAUACUUUUCAGAAUAAUCAAACUUGGGAUGUAAUCGAUACCAAUAUAAUUAAGACAAUUGUUGACAGCCUUCUUGAUCCCCCAGAAGAGGUCUCUGCUGAUUAUGAUGAGCCAUUGAGGAUUGAACUUUUACAGCUUGCAACUUUACUUCUCAAGUAUCUUCAGACUGACCUUGUUCACCAUCGGAAAGAACUGAUCAAGUUUGGCUGGAAUCAUCUCAAACGCGAAGAUAGUGCUAGUAAGCAGUGGGCAUUUGUUAAUGUUUGCCACUUCCUGGAGGCAUAUCAGGCCCCUGAGAAAAUUAUACUCCAGGUAUUUGUCGCUCUUCUUCGUACAUGCCAACCAGAGAAUAAGAUGUUGGUCAAGCAAGCUCUCGACAUACUAAUGCCAGCUCUUCCACGAAGAUUGCCUAUGGGCGACUCUCGUAUGCCGAUAUGGAUACGUUACACUAAAAAGAUUCUUGUUGAGGAAGGGCACUCGGUCCCUAACCUGAUCCACAUUUUCCAGCUCAUUGUGAGGCAUUCUGAUCUCUUCUAUAAUUGCAGAGCUCAAUUUGUACCCCAGAUGGUCAAUUCUCUGAGCCGCCUUGGGCUACCGUAUAACACUACUACAGAGAAUCGCCGACUUGCAAUUGAACUUGCUGGGUUGGUGGUUAGUUGGGAGCGACAGAGACAAAAAGAAACUAUUGGAAUGGCGGACGGCGACCUCUUAAGUCAGAAUAGCGAAAAUAUUAAUCAUAGUUCUGGGGCUACUGAGCCUAAGCGUCCAGGGGAUGCUUCUACAUUUUCCGAAGAUUUGACUAAGCGAUUAAAGGUUGAGCCUGGCCUUCAAUCCCUUUCUGUUAUGUCACCUGGUGGUGCCUCAUCAGUUCCUAACAUUGAAACACCAGGAUCUGCUGGACAACCUGAUGAAGAAUUUAAGCCGAAUGCUGCAAUGGAGGAAAUGAUUAUUAAUUUUCUGAUACGAGUGGCCUUGGUUAUAGAACCAAAGGAUAAGGAGGCGAGUCUGAUGUAUAAACAAGCUUUGGAACUCCUAUCACAUGCUCUAGAUGUGUGGCCAAAUGCAAAUGUUAAAUUUAACUAUUUGGAAAAGCUUCUAAGCAGCAUACAGCCAACUCAGUCAAAGGACCCAUCUACAGCGCUCGCUCAGGGAUUGGAUGUGAUGAACAAAGUUUUGGAGAAACAGCCACAUUUAUUCAUUAGGAAUAAUAUAAGUCAAAUAUCUCAAAUUCUUGAGCCUUGUUUCAAGUAUAAAAUGUUAGACGCUGGGAAGUCAUUAUGUUCCCUAUUGAAGAUGGUUUUUCUAGCAUUUCCUUCUGAAUCCCCAAGUACUCCGCCGGAUGUGAAGACACUGUAUAUGAAGGUAAAUGAUCUUAUUCAGAAGCAUCUUGGUGCUGUUGCCGCUCCACCUACAGCUGGGGAAGAUAACUCUGCCCAAAUGAUUAGCUUUGUGCUAUUUGUCAUGAAAACUCUGGCGGAGGUGCAAGAAAACAUCAUUGAUCCUUACAAUUUAGUUCGGGUUUUUCAACGCUUGGCACGAGAUAUGGGAUCAGCAACCGGUUCCUAUGCGAAACAAGGUCAAAGAACAGAUCCAGAUUCAGCUGUGAGUUCUUCUCGCCAAGGUGCUGAUUUGGGAGUUAUCAUUGAUAAUCUUAAAUCUGUGUUGAAACUUAUCAGUCAGCGGGUUAUGCUUGUUCCGGACUGUAAGCGAUUAGUUACUCAGAUUCUAAAUUCUUUACUGUCGGAGAAGGGGAUUGAUCAGACUGUUCUCCUCUGCGUACUUGAUGUCGUAAAGGGGUGGAUUGAAGACAAUAUUGGUCUUUCUGGAAUGGCUGCUGCAUCUAGUAAUUUUCUCACACCAAAAGAAGUAGUUGCUUUCCUUCAGAAGCUUUCGCAGGUUGAUAAGCUGAAUUUCUCCACAAUUUCUAUUGAAGAGUGGGACAGCAAAUAUCUUCAACUUCUCUAUGGACUUUGUGCAGAUUCAAAUAAGUUUCCGCUUUCCCUGCGCCAAGAAGUUUUUCAGAAGAUUGAGAGGCAAUAUUUGCUUGGUUUAAGGGCAAAGGAUCCUGAGAUCAGGAUGAAGUUCUUUUGUCUAUAUCAUGAUUCUCUGGGCAAAACACUUUUUACAAGGCUGCAAUACAUCAUACAGAUUCAAGAUUGGGAAGCUUUAAGCGACGUCUUCUGGCUUAAGCAAGGCCUUGAUCUUCUUCUUGCCAUCUUAGUAGAGGAUAAGCCUAUAACACUUGCACCAAAUUCUGCUAAAUUACCCUCGCUUUUAGUUUCAAAUUCUCUUUCUGAUAUUUCGGUGAAGCAACCUAUGAUCACAGAUGCUACAGAGAGCGGUGAGGAUGUCCCUUUAACGUUUGAUGCCCUUGUUUUAAAGCACGGCCAGUUUCUAAGCCAAAUGAGCCGACUUCAGGUUGCUGAUCUCGUUGUUCCAUUGAGAGAAUUGGCCCAUACAGAUGCAAAUGUUGCAUAUCAUUUGUGGGUCUUGGUGUUCCCAAUUGUGUGGGUGACCUUACACAAGGAGGAACAAGUGGCACUUGCUAAGCCGAUGAUAAAUUUGUUGUCAAAAGAUUAUCACAAAAAGCAGCAGUCAAGCAGACCAAACGUUGUGCAAGCUCUUAUGGAAGGUCUCCAAUUAAGCCACCCUCAGCCGCGAAUGCCUAGCGAGCUCAUUAAAUAUAUUGGAAAAACAUAUAAUGCUUGGCACAUUGCAUUGGGGCUUCUGGAAAGCCAUGUUAUGUUGUUUUUGAAUGAUUCAAAGUGCUCAGAGUCUCUGGCUGAGCUUUAUCGCUUGCUUAAUGAAGAAGAUAUGAGAUGUGGAUUGUGGAAGAAGCGCUCAAUGACAGCUGAAACAAGGGCUGGGCUUUCACUUGUCCAACAUGGUUAUUGGCAGCGAGCUCAAAGCCUCUUCUAUCAAGCCAUGCUCAAGGCAACUCAGGGGACUUACAGCAACACUGUUCCCAAAGCUGAGAUGUGCCUUUGGGAAGAGCAGUGGCUAUAUUGUGCUAGCCAACUCAGUCAGUGGGAUGUGCUGGUUGACUUUGGCAAACUUGUGGAAAAUUAUGAAAUAUUGCUCGAUAGUCUCUGGAAGCAGCCUGAUUGGACCUAUUUGAAAGAUCAUGUAAUACCGAAGGCUCAAGUUGAAGAAACUCCAAAACUCCGUAUCAUUCAGGCUUACUUCUCUCUUCAUGAAAAUAAAACAAAUGGUGUAGCCGAUGCAGAAAAUAUUGUGGGGAAAGGGGUAGAUCUUGCUUUGGAACAGUGGUGGCAGUUACCUGAAAUGUCUAUUCAUUCUCGAAUUCCUCUCUUGCAUCAAUUUCAGCAAUUAGUUGAGAUUCAAGAAUCCGCUAGAGUUAUAGUUGACAUUGCUAACGGCAACAAACCUGCUGGAACUUCUGCUGUUGGUAUGCAUGGUGGUCUGUAUGCAGAUCUCAAAGAUAUCCUUGAAACGUGGAGACUUCGUACUCCAAACGAGUGGGACAAUUCCUCUGUUUGGUAUGAUCUGCUUCAGUGGAGAAAUGAAAUGUAUAAUUCAGUGAUUGAUGCUUUCAAAGAUUUUGGCUCAACUAAUUCACAACUCCAUCACCUUGGUUACCGUGACAAGGCAUGGAAUGUUAACAAGCUUGCCCACAUUGCUCGUAAACAGGGUUUACAUGAUGUUUGUGUUUCUAUUUUGGACAAGAUGUAUGGACAUUCGACCAUGGAAGUGCAGGAGGCCUUUGUGAAAAUAAGAGAGCAGGCUAAGGCUUAUCUGGAAAUGAAGGGGGAGCUCACCAAUGGGCUUAAUUUAAUAAACAGUACAAAUCUUGAAUAUUUUCCUGUCAAGCACAAAGCAGAGAUUUUUCGUCUCAAGGGAGAUUUCUUGCUGAAGUUAAAUGAUUGUGAAGGCGCCAAUCUUGCAUACUCAAAUGCAAUAAGCCUUUUCAAGAAUUUGCCUAAAGGAUGGAUCAGCUGGGGAAAUUAUUGUGACAUGGCUUACAAAGAGACCAAUGAAGAAAUUUGGCUAGAAUAUGCUGUGAGCUGCUUUCUUCAAGGUAUCAAAUUUGGAAUUUCCAACUCCAGAAGCCACUUAGCUCGUGUGCUCUAUCUUCUCAGUUUUGAUACUCCAAAUGAACCUGUUGGAAGAGCAUUUGACAAGUACUUGGAACAAAUUCCACACUGGGUUUGGCUCUCUUGGAUUCCCCAGCUCUUACUUUCUUUGCAGAGGACAGAAGCCUCCCAUUGUAAGCUUGUGUUGCUAAAAAUUGCUACCGUAUUUCCACAGGCGUUAUAUUACUGGCUACGAACAUACUUGCUAGAGCGCCGAGAUGUUGCAAAUAAAUCUGAAUUUGGUCGAAUGGCAAUGGCUCAGCAAAGAAUGCAGCAGAAUGCUUCUAUGUCCGGAUCUGUAGGAUUGGCUGAUAGCAAUGCUAGGUUAGCGAGUCAUGGCGGGAGUUCAUUAACCUCUGACAAUCAGGUUCACCAAGGUAACCAAGCGAGUGGUACAGCUGUCUCCAAUGAUGGCGGAAACACCCAGAUGCAAGAUUCUGAAAGAUCUUCAGCUGUUGAAGGUGGCGGGAAUGACCAAACUUUGCAGCAGACUUCUUCAAACGUUAAUGAUAGUGGCCAGAAUGGUCUAAGGCGGACAGGUGCUCUGGGAUUGGUUGCUUCUGCUGCCAGUGCAUUUGAUGCUGCAAAGGAUGUGAUGGAAGCUCUUAGAAGCAAGCACAAUAAUCUGGCUAGUGAACUUGAGAUUCUUCUGACAGAAAUUGGAUCAAGGUUUGUCACCUUGCCAGAGGAGAGAUUGCUGGCAGUUGUUAAUGCACUGCUCCACCGAUGCUACAAGUACCCGACUGCAACUACUGCUGAGGUACCCCAAUCUCUCAAGAAGGAGUUGUCUGGUGUUUGUAGAGCCUGUUUUUCUGCAGAUGCUGUGAACAAACAUGUUGAAUUCGUGAGAGAGUACAAACAGGAGUUUGAGCGUGAUCUUGAUCCAGAGAGCACCACCACAUUUCCUGCAACACUUUCAGAACUUACAGAACGGCUCAAGCACUGGAAAAAUGUCCUCCAAAGCAAUGUUGAGGACAGGUUCCCUGCUGUCCUAAAGUUGGAAGAAGAAAGCAGGGUGUUGCGUGAUUUCCAUGUUGUUGACGUGGAAGUACCAGGUCAAUACUUUGCGGAUCAGGAAGUAGCUCCUGAUCAUACUAUAAAAUUGGACCGAGUUGGAGCCGAUGUUCCAAUUGUGCGAAGGCACGGCAGUAGUUUUCGUCGUUUGACUCUUAUUGGCUCAGAUGGCUCUCAACGUCAUUUUAUUGUUCAAACAUCUUUAACCCCCAACGCUAGAAGUGACGAGCGUAUAUUGCAGCUUUUUCGUGUGAUGAACCAAAUGUUUGAUAAGCACAAAGAAUCAAGACGUCGCCACAUAUGCAUUCACACGCCAAUUAUCAUUCCUGUUUGGUCUCAGGUAAGGAUGGUGGAAGAUGAUUUGAUGUACAGCACCUUCCUUGAGGUUUAUGAGAAUCAUUGCGCUAGGAAUGACCGAGAAGCAGAUUUACCUAUUACCUACUUCAAGGAGCAGCUGAAUCAAGCAAUUUCUGGCCAAAUAUCACCAGAUGCUGUAGUAGAUCUUCGCCUGCAAGCUUAUAAUGACAUAACAAAAAAUGUUGUUACCGACAGCAUAUUUUCUCAGUACAUGUACAAAACCUUGCUAAAUGGGAACCAUAUGUGGGCUUUCAAAAAGCAGUUUGCCAUUCAGUUAGCUCUUUCAAGUUUUGUGUCGUUUAUGCUACAAAUUGGGGGGAGGUCUCCAAACAAAAUAUUAUUUGCUAAGAAUACCGGAAAGAUAUUCCAAACUGAUUUCCAUCCAGCAUAUGAUGCCAAUGGGAUGAUUGAGUUUAAUGAACCUGUGCCAUUCCGCUUGACAAGAAAUUUGCAGGCAUUUUUCUCCCAUUUUGGUGUGGAAGGACUCAUUGUGUCUGCCAUGUCAUCUGCAGCCCAGGCAGUUGUUUCACCUAAACAAAGUCAGCAUCUAUGGCAUCAUCUGGCAAUGUUUUUCCGUGAUGAGCUGUUAUCUUGGUCUUGGAGGAGGCCACUUGGGAUUAACCUCGGCCCUGUUGUUGGGGGAAGUACCUUGAAUCCUACUGAUUUCAGACAGAAGAUCACGACAAAUGUUGAGCAUGUUAUUGACAGAAUAAAUUCGAUUGCCCCGCAAUAUAUAUCUGAAGAGGAGGAGAAUGCUGUAGAUCCGCCACAGUCUGUACAGAGGGGCGUGACGGAGCUGGUAGAAGCUGCCUUGACGCCCCGAAACUUGUGUAUGAUGGACCCAACGUGGCAUCCCUGGUUCUAAUUUAACUGAACUUGUAAAUAUCUACUUAGUUGCAGUUGAGAAAGCUUUGUCGAGUCUUUGUAGUCUGUAGUCAUAGUCUGUAAUAUACAACUAAUUCAACUUGAUGUCUGUGGGUAGCUUCUAAUGGUUUAAUGAAUUGAAUGUGAAUAUCUGCGUAAUGUUAAUGGUAUUCGCAGACUUGACUUCA
Daucus carota subsp. sativus is the source of this 12179-nucleotide messenger RNA. RefSeq lists its product as uncharacterized. Gene Ontology annotation, biological process: DNA repair; regulation of DNA-templated transcription. The record is from RefSeq and is a predicted model, not a curated record. Bases 305 to 11992 code for a protein of 3895 amino acids. The transcript is spliced from 35 exons. Lineage: Eukaryota; Viridiplantae; Streptophyta; Magnoliopsida; Apiales; Apiaceae. Gene Ontology annotation, cellular component: SAGA complex; NuA4 histone acetyltransferase complex; nucleus. Gene Ontology annotation, molecular function: protein binding.